Messenger RNA from Capronia epimyces CBS 606.96, 1116 nucleotides. RefSeq lists its product as uncharacterized. The transcript is spliced from 2 exons. The record is from RefSeq and is a predicted model, not a curated record. The coding region runs from base 1 to 1116 and encodes 371 amino acids. Lineage: Eukaryota; Fungi; Ascomycota; Eurotiomycetes; Chaetothyriales; Herpotrichiellaceae. Gene Ontology annotation, cellular component: SNARE complex; endoplasmic reticulum; membrane. Gene Ontology annotation, biological process: retrograde vesicle-mediated transport, Golgi to endoplasmic reticulum.
AUGACCGACCUGUCUUCAACACUCUCCGCCAUCCUGGUUCAGAGCCAUUCCUCCAAACCGAUCCUAGCUUGCAACCGCGACCUCAGCAGAAACCUCGACGCCUUUCUGAAUGAAGCGUAUCAAAUUAACAAAUCCAUCUCGUCUCUCCUAAGCUAUUUGCACUCUAUACGCACUCCGUACCUGUCCAACGCCGCCCCCCCUCGUCAUGCAAAGAGGGCUGACGCUACUCACGCCGUGACCGGAGCUGCUUUGGCGAACCAGCAUGUGCCCGAACACUUGAGCGAUUCACAACGCGAAGCAAUUGACAGCGAGACUUCCUCGGUCCUCAGGGAAAUCAACAACAAGAUUACCAACCUGUCCUCCGCAGUGAACCUUCAACAUGAUACAGCUACAAAAGUGCUUGAAAAAAAGUAUGGACGGCCGGACGGAUUGCUCUGGCGCUGGGCUGGAGGAGACGGGGAUACUCCAGAUGCCGGGAAGUCUCAAAAGCAGAUUGAAGAGGAAGGGCAAAUCAGGACGACGAAGUCGUUUCGAGACGGUGUGCUGUGGUAUCUGAGCAAGAGGUUAAACGAUGCCGUCCUGGUUCAACAGGAGAUGGUCGAGAAGAGACUGGAACGGGAACGACAAAAGCAAAUGAGUGCUCUCCACGAUCCUCGAAACAAAGGCGUCAGGGCAAGUCGAGAGGCCGAGUUCAACGUAGACGGGCCAGACGCGCUUCCCAAUCGAGACAUGCGAGGUCACGAUGAAUACAAGCCGUGGGUCGAUCCCACACUGAAAGGCCCUGCGCAGGAGCUGUCGGCCGAGCAGUUACAAUUGUUUGAGGAGGAGAACAGGAGCAUAUUUGAACAUUACAACAACCAACUGGCCAAGGUCUCCCAGGUGGAGAAGAGUCUAAUAGAGAUCAGCAGUCUACAGCAGACGCUGGUCGGGCAUCUCAGCGUCCAGGGUGAAAUGAUCGGAACCUUGGUUACAGACGCGGUCAACACGGACGAGAAUGUGCGCAAGGGCAAUCGGGAAUUAAAGAGGGCGAGUGAAAGAGGCAGUACAGCGCGCUUAGUCUUCUAUGCGACGGUCGGGUUCUGCUCAUUCUUGGUGGGUUGGGACCUGAUAUUUUGA